UGUGGUCAGCAUGGCUUUGGCAAGUAGCUGCUUAAGAUAAAGAUUGAGUCUCUGAAGAAAUGAAUUAGAAUAAUAUUAAUUAAAAAAAAUCUAGUGUAAAGGUAUGAUGGAUUAAAAAUUAUAUUUUAUAGGCACACAUGCAUAAACAGCUCUAAAAUGCGUACAUAUAUAUGGUUGAAAGAAAAAAAAACGAAAAGUGCUGCGGAAAUAAAGGCCUGCUGCCUCCACCCGCCUUAAUAUCUUGUUCCGCAAUCUCCAACGUUCGCUCCUGUAUAAGGCUCAAUCCUGAAUCCCCAAUGGCUCCCUCUAAGAAUGCACUUUAUAGCAGAGGAAGUAAUGGCCUCUACAGGCUCUGUAGUGCACUGCGUUGUGCAAUAAGCCGGUUGGAAUACAGCCUUUUUUUUUCUUUUUUUAUCUCGUCGCCUGUUGAACGCUGUUUAUACAGUCUGCCCUCUAGUGGACAAUUAUGAUAUAGCGUUAAGAUUUAUUGAGUGUUUCUCUCUCACACAUACACACACUUUAUUGAUAUUUUUUUGUUUUACAGUGAAUGCUACAAAAAUCACGCCCUUUAGGAUGUGUAUAUUUUUCUUAUUUUAUCUUUAUCUGUUAAUAAAAGUGUCCAGGACGCGCCCCUUCACGAUGAUUGAUGGAACUAUUUAACGUCGAGGAUCAAUAUUCUGAAUUGAGGCGAAGUUCAACGAAUGGCGGCGGUUUUAAUUAGCGGUGACGUAAGCGCGCAUUGACAUGACAGGUGUCUCAAGACAAAAUAAUCAAACGAAAACAUUUGCCACAGAAUCGCCGCCGCUCUGAAGACGAGGACCUUCAGUACCAUCUGUGUUUCUCUCAAGGGAAAAGAGCUUGCAGGAUGAACAGCAGUGGGCCGGUGUACCCUUUGGCCUCGCUCUAUGUGGGCGACCUGCAUCCUGAUGUCACAGAGGCCAUGCUCUAUCAAAAGUUCUCCCCUGCGGGACCCAUCAUGUCCAUCCGCGUGUGCCGGGACAUCAUCACCCGCAGGUCCCUCGGCUAUGCCUACAUCAAUUUCCAGCAGCCUGCUGACGCGGAAUGCGCACUGGACACGAUGAACUACGAAGUGAUAAAGGGUCGUCCAAUCAGGAUCAUGUGGUCACAGCGAGACCCUUGUCUGCGGAAGUCUGGAGUAGGGAACAUCUUCAUCAAGAACAUGGACGAGUCGAUCGACAACAAGGCGCUUUACGACACCUUCUCUGCCUUUGGCAACAUUUUGUCAUGUAAGGUGGUAUGUGAUGAAAAUGGCUCGAAAGGUUAUGGAUUUGUUCACUUUGAGACACAGGAGGCAGCGAAGCGAGCCAUUGAAACCAUGAACGGCAUGCUCCUGAAUGAUCGCAAAGUAAAAGAGGCAGGUAAAGAGCUGGAAAGCAGUCCAGGCCCAGUCUGUCCUUUGGGGAUAAUAAGUCAGCUGUCCACAUUUAGUUUUGUCGGACAUUUUAAAUCUCGUAAAGAGCGGGAGGCAGAGUUUGGUGCAAAGGCCAUGGAGUUUACCAAUGUUUACAUCAAGAACUUUGGAGACGAUUUUGACAAUGAGAGACUGCGCAAUAUCUUCUCUGGAUUUGGUAAGACCCUGAGUGUCCGUGUGAUGACUGAUGAAAAGGGGCGUUCACGUGGCUUUGGCUUUGUGAACUAUGAAAAUCAUGAGGAUGCACAGAAAGCAGUAGCUGAAAUGAAUGGAAAGGAGCUGAAUGGACGAGUUCUGUAUGUGGGCCGGGCUCAGAAGAGACUGGAGAGACAAUCCGAACUCAAACGCAAGUUCGAGCAAAUCAAACAAGAACGCUUAAACCGAUACCAGGGGGUGAAUCUGUAUGUGAAGAAUCUGGAUGAUGGGAUUGAUGAUGAGAAACUGAGAAAAGAGUUUGCCCCCUAUGGAAUGAUCACCAGUGCAAAGGUGAUGACAGAGGGAGGUCACAGUAAGGGCUUUGGCUUUGUUUGCUUCUCCUCUCCUGAGGAAGCCACUAAAGCUGUGACUGAGAUGAACGGCCGGAUCGUCAGCACCAAGCCUCUGUAUGUGGCCCUGGCCCAAAGGAAAGAGGAGCGCAAGGCCAUACUCACCAACCAGUACAUGCAGAGACUGGCCAGCGUGAGAGCCAUUCCUGGCCCUGCUAUGCCCGCUUACCAGCAGAGUUCUGGCUACUACAUGCCUUCCAUACCUCAGCCUCAGGGACGUGCCUUCUACAACACUGUACCAAAUCUACGACCAGCACCACGCUUUGCUGCCCAAGCCCCAAGACCACAGGCUCCUUACUCAGCUCAGACACUGAGGCCGGCGGUGCCACGCAGGACCUCCACCCCCAUCAGCACUGUGCGCCAGGCCUCCACCCAGGCUCCAGGUGUCAACACCCAGAGAAUGGCUCACAUCGGGACUCAGACAGCAGGUGGGCGAACUGUGGGAGGUCCUAUGAUGAGAGGCGUCAGUCAAUACAAAUACUCAAGCGGGGUUCGAAAUGUUCAACAGGUCAUCACUGUACCAGCUCCUGUUCCACAACAGAUGGUGCCUUCUCCAAUUAUGGAGCCCGCAGUUCAUGUAAAAGGUCAAGAGCCCCUUACUCCAUCAAUGUUGGCAGCUGCACCCCUUUUGGAGCAGAAACAACUACUGGGUACUUCUUGCGAACGUCUGUAUCCACUGAUCCAGGCCCUUCAUUGUAACCUCGCUGGCAAGAUCACUGGCAUGCUGCUCGAAAUAGACAACUCUGAACUUCUGCACAUGCUCGAGUCUCCAGAGUCACUACAUGCCAAGGUUGAGGAGGCAGUGGCUGUUCUUCAAGCUCAUCAAGCAAAGGAAGCCUCACCUAAGAAAUAGGGGAUGUUUAUGCAGGCAUGAUCAUCGAAGGUCCAUGGGUUUUGCAGAAGGAGAAAAAAGGGGUGUAAUAAAUAGAAAAGGAUUAGUGGUGGGGGGAGAAUAAUGUAAACACUUUAAAGGCAAUGGCACUUUUGUGAGUAGCUUUUACUCAUGUCAGUACUGGUCUGCACUAAUGUUAUGUUAAUUCUGAGUUUUGUUAUAAAAAAGGAAGGAAAAUGUACAAAAAAUGGAAAAAAAAAAAAAGGGGAAAGAAAACACUCUGUUGUGCAUUAAAAAUAUUUUGGCUUACCCACAACCAAAUUGUCAUCUUGUCUAUUAUAUUGAUGUUUUCACUGGGGAAACAUGGCAUGGCUUUAUUAUAAUCUGUUGAGUGUUACCAGUUCCUAAAACUGCAGGGAGCAAUAUUCACACUUCCAAUACUGGAAGGAUUAAAUCAGUCUGAAAGGCUAAACUUAAUGUAGACAGGCUAAAGACUAACGCUGGUCUGAGCGUGUGGGGGUUUUUA
This is a messenger RNA of Pangasianodon hypophthalmus (striped catfish), 3335 nucleotides long. RefSeq names its product poly(A) binding protein, cytoplasmic 1-like (gene pabpc1l). The record is from RefSeq and is a predicted model, not a curated record. Bases 866 to 2830 code for a protein of 654 amino acids. NCBI's taxonomy places the organism in Eukaryota, Metazoa, Chordata, Actinopteri, Siluriformes, Pangasiidae. Gene Ontology annotation, molecular function: RNA binding. The transcript has 17 exons. Gene Ontology annotation, cellular component: ribonucleoprotein complex.